CCGCAACUCUCCGUGCUUUGAAUUUUUUCAAAAAUUAUAUUUGCUGCCUGAAAUCCCUUUACCUGUAAUAUGAAACAUGACUUUUUCUCAUGCUUCAAAUUAUAGCUAAAAGCUAUAAUCGGAUUACAGCCUAAAAUCUGAUUACAGGCAGAUAUACCCAUCCAAAUACCCCCUGUAAUCUGAUUACCCGUAAACAGAUUCCUACUUAAGGAUUUUGCAGGCAUCCAAACGACCCCUUAGGAUUGUCUAAUGGAUGAGAUUUUUUUCUUAGGCAUGGUCUAUCCAUGGGGUAAUGCAAAAAGGCAAGUGACCAGGAGUAACCGAACCAUGGGCCCCACUUUUCUGAACUGAAAACUCAAAUAUACUGUAGGAAGACCUUUUUGAUAAUUAAAAGAGAUGUUCAUGAAUUAACAAAGAAAUUCAAGAAUACCUAACUUUACAAAUGUGGUAUUUUUAAUUCUUAAUUUUUAUUUUUGAGUGAUAACUGAUUUUUGUGCUUGUAUUGGAUGAACCCUUAGUGUGGGAUUGGAAAUCUCAACCAUUAUGUAAUGAUUACUUCCUAGGGCACUGCACAAAUUUGGAUUCCACUUUUAGGGAUAUUGUUUGGAUAGCUAGUGAAAAUCUGGUAUUCCUCCCAACAAUGUAUCUUGUGCUUGAGAAUUCAAACUGUGGAAAAGGCUAAUGAUUGCCUGGUGGAACCGACUAUUUUCUUUGCUAUCCAAACAACACAAAAGGUCAAUGGAAAACCUUUUCCAUUUCCAUGGUUUUCCUCCUAUCCAAACAUGCCUUAAAGACCAAAGCUGCGACUCAAGGAAAAAGGCUGAUGAUGAGGUGUCCUCAAGACCCGAACAUGGGGGCAUCCUCCAUCCAAAUUUCCCUAUUUGAUCAUGAUUACACCCAACAAUGACCUUUAAUCCCAAGAUCCAAGUAGCAGAUAUUAAAGUCUUUUUAGCAUCUGAUAUAUCCUCAUGGCAUAUAUCCCUCCACACAAGAGGCAUUCAAAGGACACGGAGAAGCCAACACCCACUCCCUCUUUGCUCAUUCCUAAAUUCCAGAAAAAAUUAAAUAUAGGGCCAAAGUCUAAUUUGCAAAGAAGGAAAGACCAGGAUGCUUUGCAAGGUGGAAAGAUCAUUUAUGGAAAGUACUCUAUUUCUAGGUGGUGGGCAGUUGGUUUGAUGGAUGAUGGUCAUUUGCCCCCUUCGGUUCGGCUGGAGCCCAUUUCUUGUGACCCUGUCGAGAAAAAAUGGGGUGAAAAACCACUGGCUUUAGUGCGGGAACUUCCAUCAAGAGAUGUGAACAAUAUUGCACAAAGCUUUGAAAAGAGCCCUUGCGUGUAUAUUACUGAGAAGAUACAAUUAGACCUGCACAAUUCUUUCCAAAACGUGAGGAACGAGAUGGAAUUCGAAAAGUCUGAAGAAGUGAAGCCUUCCUUUGUAGCGCGGUUUGGCAAAAUUUUCUUUCAUGGGAGCCCUUCUAUCAGCCUAGAUACCAUUUUGAAGAGUUCAGCUGCUGAAACCACUUCCAGGAAUCAAGUCAAGAAAUCAUUUUACACAAAUGUUCCUAGUGCAUAUAUGGAAGCUGUUCAAUGUUUGGUUGUCCCAAAGAUAGGAGUUGAUUUUGAAUCAGAAAAAGAACAUUACCAUGUGAAGGUGUAUGACAAAUCCCUACCAGAUGCAACUAUUUCAUGCAAAUGUUCUAUUGGAAAACAUGGAAAACUUGAAUGUCACAAGGCUGAAUUAAACCAAGUACGGCACUUGGUAGCUGACAUAUCUUGCCUUGACAAGGAUCUUGACUUGAGGUUGAUGCUGUCCACCAAGAGGAUUUUAACAGCACUGACCGAUGAGGAUGAAGAAAGCAUAAGAGAACUAAUAAAGUCUGCAAUUGUAGAUCCAGAUGUGAAGGGAGGGCUGAGAUGGCCUUUGGGGAAGGAGUCCUUUGGAGAUCGGUUCUGUGUUGUUGGUGUUUGGCACACCAAAUAUAAAGCUUUUAGAAGUCCAAUGUUGAGGCUGAAGCUAAGAGAUGCAGAUCGAUUUGAUUUCCGGACGUCAGCAGGGGAAGUUGGGAAAGAAGUGACUCUCAAGAUGACAGGAAUAGUCAAGCAGUUGAUGGAUGGGAUGGUGGAGACUGGGUUCCUCAAUGAGUCACUCCAUGAAACGUUGAAAAUGAUUUGGGACAACUUCUUAGACUGUGACUAUUCAGUUGCCUGAAUCCCACACUGUAAGUCUUACCCUUCUCUUUUCAUUGUGGAUAAUAUGUAAUGGAACUUUGUGAUGUCCUUAGCCAUUGUUUGGGUUUAUCCUCAUCUCGACAUUUUACUUCGUUCUGAACUAGCUGAGCAUUGGGGUGGCACACAAAAUGAAACACGAGUGAGCGUGUUAUGACCGUUCGACUCUUCAGCUCCCCAAACUGCAAUUUCGUUCACUUCCAAAUACUAGUUAGAACGAACAGAAGACCAAUCUGGAGGCAUGCUUCCUUUUGUAGCCUGAAGUAGUGUUCAUAAUAUGAGAAUUAUUUGCAUACUUGUGUAUAA
Molecule: messenger RNA, 2530 nt
Organism: Magnolia sinica
Lineage: Eukaryota; Viridiplantae; Streptophyta; Magnoliopsida; Magnoliales; Magnoliaceae
Exons: 8
Coding region: 969-2207 (412 amino acids)
Source: RefSeq, a predicted model, not a curated record